This is a messenger RNA of Anolis carolinensis (green anole), 3986 nucleotides long. RefSeq names its product taste receptor type 2 member 41-like. Gene Ontology annotation, biological process: sensory perception of taste; G protein-coupled receptor signaling pathway; detection of chemical stimulus involved in sensory perception of bitter taste. Gene Ontology annotation, molecular function: G protein-coupled receptor activity; bitter taste receptor activity. The coding region runs from base 2274 to 3227 and encodes 317 amino acids. The transcript has a single exon. Lineage: Eukaryota; Metazoa; Chordata; Lepidosauria; Squamata; Anolidae. Gene Ontology annotation, cellular component: membrane. The record is from RefSeq and is a predicted model, not a curated record.
CCAGGACACAAAUGAUAACCCCUUAAAAUCCUUAAAAACAGGGAAAUAACUCACGCAGCAGCCAUUUUCCUUUCUCCUGAGGUCUUCUGGCUUGCACGAAUGAUAUAUGUACAAAAGGGGGAAAGAGGAAAAUCGUUCAUGGCAACCAUUUCUGUAGGCACAUUAUUUAUUAUUAUUUACAGUAUUUAUAUUCCGCCCUUCUCACCCCGAAGGGGCCUCAGGGCUGAUCACAUUAUACACACAUAGGGCAAACAUUCAAUGCCCAUAAACACAUCAAACAGAGACCGAGACAGACAGACGCAGAGGCAAUGUAACCUUCUCCUGAGGGGAUGUUCGAUUCUGGCCACAGGGGGGAGCAGCUGCUUCAUCAUCCACUCUGAUGGCACUUCCUCAUUCCAAGUUGUAAAUUAGUUAAACUUGCCUCCCCACUUUUAUAAGUGGUACCUUAUUUCCUACUUGAUAGAUGCAACUAUCUUUCGGGUUGCUAGGUCAGCAACGAGCAGGGGCUAUUUUUUAUUUUUAAUUGACAGGUGCUCACUCCGCCACGGGCUGGCCUCGAACUCAUGGUCAGAGUGAUUUAUUGCAGCUUCUCAACAGCCUGCGCCACAGCCCGGCACAUCACUGGUACAAGCCAGAAGAGCUCAGGAGAAGGGGAAGUGACUGGUAUGUGAGUUAUUUCCUGGUUUUUAAGGCUUUGUAGGGGGUUUGAGAGGGAGUAGGGACUGUCUUGGGUUUCUUAGGCUCCAGCAGCCCCAAAAUCCCAAGAUAGCUGUAUGGAUUGGGAUUGGAAGCAUGCAACGUGUUACCCGGGCCCAAUCCACACAGCUCCCACAACUGGAAAGAUGUAGUUCUUUUGAAAGACCCACGUCUUUUCAGCUGACAAAUUACCACGUGACAAAGAACAAUUUUCCUCCUUUGUGCACUUGCUUUUCUGUGGGGUGUCAACUGGAUGCUCCUCUUAAAGAAGCAGAGGCUUCUGCUUCUAAGGGGCUGUCUGGAUGUGCCCCUGUACUUUUUAUUGCUUGACCCCAACUUGUAAUUCUAUAUAUUCUAUAGGUGAUCACUUAUGGCCAAGUAUGGUCUCUUCCAAGGAUCUUAUUUUUAUCAUGAGAGAUGAAGGUUGCAGGCUUUGCUAACUUUGCAAAGUGGCUGGCAAUUAAACAUUGGGGAAGGCCAAAAGCAGCAGGAACAGGAGGAGCAGCAGGAGUAGGGACUAGUUGAGGUCAGAGUGGCAAGGACUGGUAAAGGAUGCUUUAAGAGUUAGGAAAGGGGAGUAACUAUAGAGACGGUGUUCUCUUCUGUUUCUGGUUGAAUAGCGAGGAAGAAAAUAUUCCCCCAGGAGAAAUGUUGUUUUGAUUUUUUUUAAUGAGAUAGCAAUUUAUCUCUUCCAGAGGUGUAGCAGGCCUUGCAUUUGACACAUGGGCACUAUGGAAAUCAUUGCAGUCUCCUCCAUUUCCUACUCUGAAAAGCAAUGCCUUCUCAACUACCUUGCUCAAAAAGAGAAGGUUAAACACUGAUGUGUAGUCAUUAAGGUCCAAGGGAUCUGGUGGGACGUUUUCAGCAAUGGUCUACUGCUUCUUUUAUACAGGAUAGUAAAUUCUCUUCCCUAGCGUAAUCAUACAGUAAAAGGGCUGGGUCUGUACACUAUAAAUAAUGUUCAUAUAUUGGAUGAGUGCUGCACAAUGCAUAGGAUGCACCCUGGCAUAAAAAGGGACAUCAAUGUGCUAUGAUAGUGCAUUCCUUCUGUAUAUUUUCUAAAUCAAUGUUUGCUUUUCUCCCUUAUUUUUGCAUUUCUUGGUUGGUGAUAUUACAGUUCUCAUUGCAGUCUAGAUUGACUUCAGUUGAUCUGUGCUUAAAAUUACUGUAGUGGCAACAGCACGUAAUGUUAAUGUGUAGUUUCUUUAGUUCAUUUCACUAUGUUUUGAUAUUAAGCGAAGCGUUUCACACAAAGAAUAAAAUACUAAAUCCUUAUCUUAAAUCUUUUAGACAAUUGGGGGGGAAGGAAACCAGAUAAUUAACUAAAUCAAUUCAUUUAAGUCCAUUUUACUUUAAGCUGAAUGAUAUAAGUCUAUAACUGAAGUCUACAUGGAAAAAUAAUUAUAUCAGGUCAGCCACAUGAUACCCUGGUACAUGAUUUGCAUUCAAAUCUGUAGCAUGAUCGUAUUGUUUUAAAUGAACCAAACAGCAGUGUUCUCUAACAGACAUCAAGGCAGAAUCCUAGAGAAUUAUAACUUGAUGGUUCCUUUCAAUUGAUUUCCCAGAAAGUAGCAGUCAUGACUAGCGACAAUAUAGUUAAAGUUGAUUUCCCUGUUUGGAUCAUUUUUGGAACUCUGUCUCUUAUUGGUAUUUUGGGAAAUGGAUUCAUCAUGGCUGUGAACGGACUUCAGUGGCUUCAAAACAGAAAGAUAAUCCUUUGUGAUUUUCUCCUGACCAGCGCAAGUACCUACAGAUUUAUCAUGCAGUUGACUCUUCUGCUAUACAACAUCUUUUACUACAUCCCAGAGAAUAUUCACUGUAUUUACAGAAUUGAUCUUCUGUUCUUUUCCUGGAUGUUUUCUAAUAUGAUCAGCUACUGGUGUGCCACAUGGCUCAGUGUUUUCUACUGUGUGAAAGUCGCCAACUUUGCCAACCCCCUCUUCCUCUGGCUGAAAACAAGGAUCAAUAUGCUUGUACCCAGGCUGCUUGGAUUGUCCAUAGCAGUUUUCACAGUCUCUUGUCUUCCUUCAAUUGUUGAUUAUUUUGGACAAACAAAGUGGGACAAUCUGACAGAAAUCUUGCAAGAGAAUACCAGCCAAAGAAACAUUUGUGACAUUCCUCACAUGACUUUUCUUCCCAUUCAACUUUCAUUUUAUGUCAUAAAUUUGUGCCUAAGCACAAUUGCAAUCAUUCUUUUGCUUGCCUCUCUGUGCAAACACAGAAGAAAUCUCAAGAAAAGUGGUGUUGGUGUUAAGGACCUCAGCACUCAGGUCCACAUUAAAGUCAUGACAUUUUUGUUGCUCUGGCUCUUCCUCUACUUUUUAGAUUUCAUUGGUAUGAUAAUUUAUACUAACAACACUGUUAAAACAAUAAAAUUGGAAGGGGUGCUUAUUGACAUCUUGAUGUCUGCAUUUUCUUCCGCUCAUCCCAUUAUAUUAAUAUUAACCAAUCCUAAACUGAAAGAAAUGUCUGCUUGCAUCAUUAAAAAAAUGUAUGCUCGUGUCAUAAACAUCAGAUGUAGCACUUUAUAACAUGAAAAAGGCAGCAGAAAACCAACCUUUAUCUAUACGAGAGAUGGGAGAGAGAAGCCCUUCAAGUUUCCCCAUUAACAGUAAUGUUUUUCUUAAUGCACAUGCACUACUGCCAUUAACAAAGUACGAGUGUUGAAUGAAAGGUAAUGCCUCCACCUUCGUUACUUGGGUUUGGAUGGGAAUAUUUUAAUAAAUCAAACGCAGAAAUAAUCCUUAGAAUGUGCUCUUUUACUACCACUAUUCACUUUUCCACAUAAUCACCAGACAAUUGGAUACACAUCUGCCAACGAUGAACAAGUUUUCUGAAGCAUUCACGGAAAAAGAUGACACUCUGUUUCCGCAACCAGUGUCUCACAGUACCCAUCGUGCACAGAUCUUCCAAUAGCGUUACAAACAAAGCAUUAAUGUGACUCACACGUUCUUGUGAAAUGCUGAUUAUGCUUGAAAUUUCUCUCUGAGUGAUACAAUGAUUGUCCUGAAUCAAUCUGUCAAUCUUUUGCUUGUGUAACUCGGUGGUCACUGUCACAGGAUAUCCAAUUCUUUGUUUGUCACGCAAGUCAGAUGUUCCCACCUCAACAUCUUUAAACUUACUCGCCCAACAAUGCACAGUACUCACAUCAACACAGUCACCAUAAACAGCUUGCAUUCUCUGAUGAAUCUCCUUUGGGGUGACACCUUCUGCUGUCAAGAAUUCAAUGACUGCACGUUGCUUAAUUCGCAUUGACCAACUGUCUUCACAGGGUUCCAUAUUUUGCACUU